CACACUCGGUAAUUCUCGUCACAUCCAGGUGCACCUCUCUUAUAAUUCACCAUUCACUCUCAGCCCUCGUUCCACUACGCGUUCCUACGCAAAAUGUCCACCAUACAGUUGGCGAACAACUCUACCCCCCUCGCCCAAUGGGUCGAUGAGCUCUUCAACAAAAUAUUUUUCCAACCGGAUGACACCCUAGCCACGGAGACCUUCAACGAGUUUGUCUCCCCAGAUCUCUUCGCCAGGAUCAACCACAGCCAACUCUCGCAUGAUCAGUUCCUAGAAGCCCUGAAGCAGGCGCGGGGCAAGGAGUCUAUGAGCGUCCAGGCAAGCGACGAGGUCCAUGUUUGGGAGGCUCCAGACGGAUCGGGAGCGGGAUGUGUCGCACAGCUGGUGCGCUUCACGCUGACAGACAAGGCGACCGGGGUGGAGAACAAGGCGUUGAACCUCACGUUAGCUAACGUGCAGGUGCGUGAGGGCAAGAGAAUGCUUGUCGAGCUGACUGAGGUUGCAAACUGAACUGGGAAUGCUGUAUGUGGAAUGUUAUCUCCGUCGCACAUAUUACUUCCGAUGGGAAUAAGUAGAGAGAACUAGGUUGUGCUGAAU
Molecule: messenger RNA, 597 nt
Organism: Phialemonium atrogriseum
Lineage: Eukaryota; Fungi; Ascomycota; Sordariomycetes; Cephalothecales; Cephalothecaceae
Exons: 2
Coding region: 94-510 (138 amino acids)
Source: RefSeq, a predicted model, not a curated record